Messenger RNA from Esox lucius (northern pike), 1933 nucleotides. RefSeq names its product transcriptional adaptor 1 (gene tada1). Gene Ontology annotation, cellular component: SAGA complex. Gene Ontology annotation, biological process: regulation of transcription by RNA polymerase II. The coding region runs from base 182 to 1207 and encodes 341 amino acids. Lineage: Eukaryota; Metazoa; Chordata; Actinopteri; Esociformes; Esocidae. Gene Ontology annotation, molecular function: transcription coactivator activity. The transcript is spliced from 8 exons. The record is from RefSeq and is a predicted model, not a curated record.
GUUUUGGGGUGUGCUUGCAGCAAAAAAUGUAUGCUGUCCGUAUAUUCCAAGUACAUAGAUGGCGCUACUACACUUCUAGUUGAUCCGCACCGUGAUGCUCACACGACUGAUUUCAGGAGACAUGCCAGGCGCUGAAUGAUUACGUUAUUUGUUUGUUACGCACUUGUAGCCGCCGUUCAUUAUGGCAGCCCAUGCUAGUGAGCUUGAAAUUGCGAAAAAGAAUUUAACUGAAGCAAUUGGUGAUAAUAUCAAACAUUACUGGGCGAAUUUAAAACUGUGGUUCAAACAGAAGAUCAGCAAAGAAGAGUUUGACAUCGAGGCACGUCGCCUUUUGACACAAGACAACGUUCAUGUCCACAAUGACUUUCUCUUGGCCAUUCUCACACGCUGUCAGAUCAUCGUCUCCACACCAGCUGACUGCAACCCUUUCCCAGAGGGUGCUGGAUCUUUGCCGUGGACAUGUGUCUCUGCCUCUAAGCCUGGCAAGCCAGCCAAAGGAAAAAAGAAGUUUUCCUCAAGACAGAAAUUUGAUCAUCGAUUCCAGCCCCAGAACCCUCUGAGUGCGGCCCAGAUCUUCAGCCCGCGGGAGGUGGGGAGUGAAGAGGAAGAGCUGAGACUCAGUGCCCACACCCUGUUGCUGCCAACUCGGGGCCAGCUGGAGGCUCGUAUGAUGGUCACCGCUUUCGAGUUGGGCCUGGAUAAUGUCUCUGAGGACGCUGUUAGCUCCAUGAUCCACGCUGUGGAGAACCACCUGAAGGAUGUGCUAACUGCUGUGGUGUCCAGAAGGAAGGCCUACCGGCUGCGUGACGGCCACUUCCCUUACGCCUUCGGCAGUGAUGUCACUCCACAGCCCUACCUGAAGAACAGCCUGGCAGCCUACCACAUAAUCACAGAGGGCCCCCCAUCUAGUGCAUCUCUCCAGGCCGGCCCUCCGCCUCAAGUGUCACCAGACGAUGCUGAGCAGCAGGCCGCUCUCCUCUUGGCCUGUUCCGGUAACAGUCUCCCUGCGCCCCUCCCUCCUAUUAGUAUGUUUGAUAUCCUGGAAGCGUUGCAGGUCCACCGGGGUGUGAUGCCCUCUCACACCAUGUAUGCCCUGAAUGUGGAGCGGAUCUUGUCCCGCAUCUGGCACCCCAGUCACGAGGAGCUGGAGCAGGACCAUGUGCACCGCCAGCGCCUUGCCAGGAAGGAUGGUCUGCUCGUCAGCUGAGAGACCGACUGCCAGGUGGACAGACUGACGCAUGUUAGGUGGACAGUUGGAUGGACAGAUGAUGGGGUAGUGUAGCGCAUACAGACCAGUGGAGAAAUGGACACAUGCGGUGUCGUGGAAACUCUGUCUUGAAGCAGAGAGAGGGGAUUAUAUCUAAGACUGGAUAACGCACCACUAGGCAUACUCUGUGGUUCCUCUUCAAUACUCACCACAACAUCAAGCUAUUGUCAGGGACUAUUGAAGAUGGUUGGCGAGUGCAACCCCAGCAUAAGAUGCAGUCAGUUCUUUGAGCUGUGGUGGAAGACUGGUGUGUUGUGUGGUCACAGACAUCUUGUCACUAACAUGUCUACCCAAGUCUUUCCCAUAACCUUGGACCCUUUUUUUAAAUGCACUGUUAUUGUUAAUACAAGGAGAAUGGGUGUAUUGGUUCUAACCCUCUGGUGAAGUUAUUUUUUCAGGUUACUUGUCUCUGAUCGUAUUAUUUUUGUUAUAAUUCCUAUGACUCUUGUGUACAAAUGCUGCAAAUACUGAACAUUGACCUGCUCUUCUAGAAUUAUGCCAUUACACUUUAGUCCUUUUCCACUGUUAUCAAGCAGUCAAAACAUUACAGUAUGUACUCAAAUAUGUUUGUAUGAUUUUUUUUUUGACCCAACAAAUAUUUUAUAGCAGUGAAAGUCAAAAAUGGCAAAAUAAUUAAACUUCCGCCAACACCAGUUUCACAAUGAA